Messenger RNA from Cadophora gregata, 2886 nucleotides. RefSeq names its product Transcription factor spt20 (gene SPT20). The transcript has 2 exons. The coding region runs from base 1 to 2886 and encodes 961 amino acids. The record is from RefSeq and is a predicted model, not a curated record. Gene Ontology annotation, molecular function: transcription coregulator activity. Gene Ontology annotation, biological process: regulation of transcription by RNA polymerase II. Lineage: Eukaryota; Fungi; Ascomycota; Leotiomycetes; Helotiales; Ploettnerulaceae. Gene Ontology annotation, cellular component: SAGA complex.
AUGGCGCCCUCUACGACUGCGACCCAGUCGCAACCCUCCAAGGUCAAGCGGCCAGUACCCCCAGGCAUCCAAACGAAUGGCAUCAAUUCAUCUACCUCAUCCCCCUCACCUUCAAUGUCCAACAGCAGACUCCCAUCUACCGCCAAGUACCCUCCGAACUCUGCGACAAGUAAUGGAGCUGGAAGUAAUGCUUCCGGGGCAAGAUCUGCGAGCCGGACUAGACGCGAUGCGCCCCCCCAGCUUCUCGGUCGAGGACAAAGAAAUAGCAGUGUUGGAUUGCGGUCUGCCAGUCUAGUCGGAGAUUCAUCCAUUGCUCAUGUCGUGGAGCCUCAACCAUACGUCAAAUCCGACGCAUAUAUCUUGAAGAAGUAUCGCGGACAUCCACCUUCUCUCAUUAUCCACCUCCAUCCUACACAUUUCCGAUUCGACCAGCAAGAAGGCAGUUUCACAUACAAGUCACCCAUGAAAAUUGUCAUCGAACACCUCCGCAAACGUACAAUUCCCCAUGACCUAGUUGAGUUCUUCAAUGAUGUUCCUUACUACGAGGGCUGCAUGAUUGUACAGAUAUAUGACCAUAAGUCUAUCGCUCCAUCUCAGAACACAGAUAGACCUAAGUCUGGCACUGGCAAAACCAUUCCAUUCUCUGUGCACAACUACAAUGCCUACCUUACGCCAUCGCCAUACGUCCCAUACCCGACGGAAUUUGCAAUACCUGGGAAGGGAAACAGCGCAGGCGACGAGGACAAGAAGCCUUCUACGCAGAAAGAUAAGGAGAAUAUGCCAGCACCGGACCUACCGAACGAUGCUCGGAAUAAAGCUCCGGCAUCGCCGAAGCAACCAAAGGUCUCCACGAUAGUUCUACGCCCGACUGCCCUGAGCAGCUAUGCUGAUCUUGCCUUGAAGGCUGCGGAGGUCCAACAGCCAAUGGCUGAUGGUCGAAGAGACUCCCGGCAGGAUGUAAAUGGUGUGCCACUGUCUGCUACUGUUCCACCGACGCCAACUACAGCUGUCCCUUCUACUCCAAUGACCAGUAUGGCUCCGCCUGCCAAAAGAGUGAAGAAGACAAACGCGGAACUUACUAGCAAUAACAUCUACGUGGCCGAGUCACAAAUUACAUUCGCAACUACUGCUCCGCUUAUACUUGAGCCUGUGAGCAGUGUUGGGCAAGCAGCCGCUUUGUUAGAGUCUCUAGCACAUCCAAUGCAUUCCGAAGCUCCUCCGGCACCUAAAACUCGCAAGAGAACUGUUGCAGAAAUGGCUGCAGAUGAAGCUCAGGCAGCAGAUCAAGAACGCCAUAUGCUUAUAUUCGACGAGCGACUGGGACAGAACAUCGCCAGAGCUCAAGGAGGCGGCAAUCCAGUAGAUGGAGCUGGUCAAGCUGGCGGCGUUUCUUUUGAGCCUAGAUUUGAGAGAUUCAAGACCAUCGAGAAUCUGAAGGCUCAACAUGAAGAAACCAAGAGAGCGGACAAGCUCAGACGAGAAGAGGCAGAACGGAAGAGCCGACAAGAACAAGAGCGCAACAAGCUUCGAGACGAUGCCGAAAAGCGAGAACAAGAAAAGGCUCGACUUGCAGCACAACAGCAGCAGAUGGCCAAUCGACAACAGCUGCAACAAGAGAGCCAACGGCGCCAAAUGGCCCAGCAGGCAGCACAGGCUCAGGCUGGGUUACAAGGGCCUCCUCAUAUGCAGCAGGGCAACCAGAUCCAGCCACCACAUGCUCAUCCUCAAGCAAAUGGGCUCCCACCAAAUGUCAUGGCAGCUCAGCCACAGCGCUUUCAUCAACAACAGGUGUCGCAGGCCCAAGCUUCGUCUCCCAUUGUUCGAAACGGAACCCCUCAGAGCCAUUCCUCACCCAUUGUUAAUCCGAUGGCAAAUGUUCCUAUGCAACAAACUACUUCCAGCAUGGGUGGCAGUCCUGCGCGACCAGGAUCUGUGGUUCACCAAAACCAUGUUCAAAUGGGUGCUCCCACUGGGCAUCCUAUGAGUGCGCAGCGAAGUCAGCAAAGUCAUGCCGGUACUCCUCGCAUGCCAAAUUCAACGCCGAAUAUCCAAUCUACACCCCUUAAUCGUCAAAUAAGCCAGACCCCACGAAUGAGCCAAGGAAGCCCAAUGCAAGCAUCGAUGGCCGCAAUGCAGGGAGUUCCAAUGAUGAAUGGUCAGCAGAUGCCAGUAAUGAACAGUCAACAGGCGCAGGCGUUGCAGCAGCAGCAGCAGCGAAUGCAGCAAAUGAUGAGAAACAACAAUGCCCAGCAACAGCAACAACAGCAAGCUGCGAUGGCAGGAAUGGUUCCGCAACAAAUGACUCCACAGCAACAGCAGCAAUUCAUGCAGGCUCAGCACAUGAUGCGAAAUCAGCAUCAAGCAGGACAACAGCAAGGAAUGCCAAACCAACUGGCUCAGACAUAUGCUGCACAGAUGGCUGCCAUGGCACAGCGUUCAGGUGGCUUGCCGCCAAAUAUGAACCAAAACAUGAUGAACAACAAUCCCGGCAUGGUUGGUAUGCAGCAGAUGACAAUGCAGCAAAUGCAACAGCAAAUGCAGAUGCAGCAGAUGCGUCAACAGGCUCAAGCCCAAGCUCACGCACAAGCUCAGCAAAAUCCUCAGGCUGUGGCACAACAACAGAUGUUCCAGCAACAGGUGAUGAUUUUGGCGCAACAAUUGUAUGGUCAACAACGACCGAAAGUUGCCGCAAGCUAUGCUAAUGGUAUCCUUCCCGACGAGAUCGAACGACAAUUACGAGCUCAGUGUCAAUCCAAUGCUCAGCAAUCGGUACAGCGUCGUAUGCAAGCUCAAAGAGCUCAGCAACAGCAGCAGAUGAUGGCACAAGCCCAAGCUCAAGGCAUGCAACAGAACAUGAAUGCAAUGCAGGGUGGCAUGGGAAUGUAA